UUAGCCUCGUCGCUGAUUGGUCGAGAUUAUUUAAAAGGACGACGCCAUCCUACCGACUGAUUCAAAUCGGCGAAGUGAGGAAAGUGUCUCCGUACAAGUGACGUUUGUAUUUCUAGCUCUUGUGGUGUAUUGUGUGUGCGACCGUUUUGUAAUGAAGACAAGAUGACUUUAAACAGAAGACUCCUGAAAAGGGCGAAUUCGCCCCAUAAAUCGCCGAAACGCAUGAAUACCUCUAUGAGGAAGAGAGCACUAAUUAAGCAGCUGAGUAGUGAUGUACAGUUUGGAGCCGCUUCAAAAGCUAACGUUAAAGUUGUUGUCAGAAUUCGGCCUUAUAAUUCUAGGGAGCUUGAGAAUGGUUCAAGGUCAGUUGUGAAAGUUGUGGAUGAGCAUAUGAUGAUUUUUGACCCUAAAGAAGAUGAAGAAGACUUUUUCUUCAAAGGAGUUCGUCAGCGCACACGAGAUUUUAAUAGGCGUCAGCACAGAGAGCAGAAAUUUAUUUUUGAGAGAGUGUUUAAUGAGGAAUCAACAAACGAAGAGGUUUAUGGAGAGACUACAAAAGAUAUCAUAGAUACAGUUCUUUCUGGAUAUAACUGUUCUGUAUUUGCGUAUGGUGCAACUGGUGCUGGGAAGACAUUCACUAUGCUUGGGAAGCCAGAAUGCCCAGGGAUUACCUUCCUCACCCUUAUGGAGCUGUACCGUCGCAUUGAUGAGCUGAAAGAAGAAAAGAUUUGUGAAGUUGGCGUCUCAUAUUUAGAGGUUUAUAAUGAGACUGUACGAGAUUUACUACGAUUAGGUAAACCCUUAAAUGUGCAGGAAAAUGGAACCCAGGUUUUAGUUCCUGGCCUCUCGCUUCACAAACCAAGUGAUGCUGAUGAUAUAUUGAAAAUGCUAGAAUUUGGGAAUCAGAACCGAUCCCAACAUCCCACAGACGCCAAUGCAGAGUCCUCAAGGUCUCAUGCUGUCUUUCAAAUUUUUGUUCGCCAGCAAGACAAAACAGCUAAUCUGAAGAGCAAUGUGUGUAUCGCAAAAUUGUCAAUGAUUGAUUUGGCAGGUUCAGAAAGGGGUGCUGCAACAGGCUUUAAAGGAGCAAGAUUUCGGGAAGGUGCAAAUAUUAACAAGUCCCUCUUAGCACUUGGAAACUGCAUUAAUGCCUUAGCUGAUGGACUACGGCAUGUUCCAUACCGUGAUAGCAAGUUAACGAGACUAUUGAAAGAUUCUUUGGGCGGGAACUGCCGUAGUGUCAUGAUAGCAGCCAUCUCUCCAUCAUCAAUGUCUUUUGAAGACACUUUCAAUACGUUACGUUAUGCUAAUCGAGCAAAGACUAUAAAAACUACAUUGAAGAAAAACCUGAUGAAUGUUGAUCAUCAUGUAUCUCAGUAUGUGAAGAUUGUUGAAGAUCUACGCAAAGAAGUAUGCUCGUUGAAAGAUAAGGUGAAGUAUUAUGAAGAAAAGGAAAAUCAGAUGGGGAAGGAGCAGUUAGAACUUGAUCAGGCCAAAGAGAAUAUAGAAAAGCAUUGUGAACUUGAGAAUGAGAUAGAAGCAUUGCAAAAACAACUACAGGAGAAGACUAUAGAAGCAACACAGGCACGAUCGUUGGCAUUUGUAGUGGCUGAAGAUGAACAGAAAGUUCAGAAUUGCCUUAAGGAUAUUAGCUUAGAACGAAAGGCUUUACGAAGAGAAUUGCUGCAGUUGGAGAGUUCGCAGCGGGAGCUGGAACUGAAGAUCUAUAAUUGUAAUCUACGGUUACAAAGAAUGAAGAUAUUAUCCUAUACAUCUCAUCGAUUAGACAAGAGUAUUUCUAAGUGUGAACGGAGCAUAAGGAAUUUCACCACUAGACUGGAACAGACAAAGAAACUGCAAGAAACUCUAGAAGAGAAACUGGAGGCAAACAUGAAAAAGUUGAAAUCCGUCCAAAAUGAUCUGAAUCAAUGGGGACUUGAUACUUCCCAGCCAUCCCAAUCUUCAAAAUACUUAAUAGAAAAGAUUGAAUCCUCGCUUGUUGAACAUGACAUUGGACGCUACAGUGAGUACCUAAAGGGAAUAAUUAAAGAAAUUUUAACUGACCACUGCUCAACAGAGCACUUCGUCGGUCAGCUCUUGCAUGUGGUGAAGGAGUUUUACAUUCAGUUACGAGCCAGCAGUGUGUGUUUACCAAAGUUUGAACAACUCUUUGAGGGUGUUAUAGACAGUAUGGAUGAAAGUAAGAUAAUAUGGGCUGAUCAGCAAAGUGAAGAAAAACUCUUGCAGAAACCCGCAAGUGAUUCAUCCGGGCAUGUAUUGGAUGUUAAUCGUAUUACACACCUUCCACUUUUGCCAAGUGUAUACAUCUCUCCAACUGUUCCUCAAGAGUCCAAUAAAGUUUUCAGGCGGUCCAUAAUGAAGAGCAGCAAAAGUGUCCCAUCUCUUCAUAGUGGAAAAAUGAUAACCUUGUCAGAAUGUGAAUCUAAUUUGGAAGAACCUGAAGCUUUAAAAGAUGAAAUAACACCAGGAUCUGAAAUAACACCAGGAUCUCAGGAGCAUGUAUUUCCCGAGUCUCCUGUGUUGUCAACAUACAGCUCUGAGGUUGCUGAGUUUACACAAGAACCCUCGCCAAUUAUUGGUAGUAUUAAUGCUCCAAGAGUAAAUCCAUAUUCUCAAGUAUCUUCUUGCUCAGCCACAGAUAGUGGUGAUAAAUCUCUGUCUCCACUGAAUAAUUCUUCUCAUUCGGAACCUAGUUAUAGUUUACCCACCAUUACCACUGUGGAAGGUUGCCAAACAGAAACAAUUGUGGCCAAUGAAUCCUAUAUAGUUUGUCCAACUUCUACUAGCAGUCAUAUACCAGGAUCAGUGCAAGAACAGGCAGGAGUUGCAAGUGUACCUUCUUUGUUUGUUAGUAUGGUAGGUAAUCAAGCAGGCUCAAAAGAGAAACCUGUGAACAUCAGUAAUGGUUUAAAUACUACAGAACUUCUAGAAGAUAUCCAGCCAGUUGAAUGUUCAAUGAAUGCCACAUUUGCUGUUACACCUGCUAAGGCCCUAAAUGGGACAAUGGACUUGUCUUCUGAUGUGAAUGUGUUUAAUACUACAGUAGAUCUUCCUAAUAGAAUGAGAGAUGCAUCACCCUAUACGUGCUUGAGUACAACGAAAGCAUUUAAAACUGAUGAAAUCACUAAUCCUAAUAUAAGGAGCUGUAUAGACAGUAUUAUGGCUAGUAGUAAAAAGAUAUUGAAUACAACUGUAGAUUUGAGUGGCUCUGGUGGUUCAGACAACAUUCCUGUACAUGCAGAUGGUAAAGAAAAAACUGCCUCAAAGAAGCUAUUCAAACAGGAAAAUUUGGAUUCAACAUUUUCAGUUGACAAUACAUCCUUUGGCUGUUCAUCUUUGGAUUCAAAGUCCCCUGUUCCUGUGGUAAGGCAUGAAAACCUUAGUCAGGCGCAGCGUUCUCCUUUAGUGCCACUGGAGAACAUACAACCUCCACAAGUGUUGAAGGAUCCACCAUUCAUAAAUGGUGAUGAAAACCUAAUGCAGCCCCCUAGUUCUACCAAAAAAUUUAAUUCAAAAACUGGUUUGAUUUCACACAAGACAUUAAAAGUCACCACACCUCACAUAACCAAGGGUUUCUCGUCUACAAGUAAGACAUCCAAGACCCCCCGAAGUGGCGGUUUGAGGAGAAGCCUGAGCACGUCAGCCCUUCAUGGCAAGCCUAAUAGCAGUGGGAAACAGAUUCAAGAGUCUCCUGUUUUUAAGAGGAAAUAUAAUGUACUGGGAAAUGCCUUGAUUAAAACCUCAAAUUUUGUGAAGAUGAGGAAUCAGGAAAAUCUACCACCCUCAAGUGUAAGAAGCACACCAAAUCCUAAAUCCUUGGUUUUCAAAGAGACUGUUUCGUCGUUAGCUAAGCACACUUUCAAACAGCAGCAGAAAACUUGAAGCUGUCAGUCAUCUUGUCUUUAUAACAUCAAAGCGCUAGGUAAUGGGAUUGAGAAAGUCUGUCAAAGACCAUCAGUGAAUACUGUCCAGAUCUUUAAGACUGAUGUGGAUGCACAAGGUCAUGGUUUAUCUUUGUUAACCUUAGAGAAAGUCUCUGAUAGUGUGGUUUACAAGGAGGUAGUUGACUUGGAGACAGAUCAGGAAAAUGUCAUCACCAGGGGAAAAGAGAAAAUGGAUUUGAUGAUGAAGUCCAACAAAACUUCAGUGGAAUUUGGUUUUGAACCAUGGAGUAUUCAUCGUAGUUCUUGGGUCUCCUCAUCUGGAAUAAUUCGCCGUCUGUCAUUAUGGCUCCUAAAAGAAUAGGUUUAAGUAUCUUGAGUGAUUUUACAGCUUUUGGCUGUAUUGUCCCACCGAUUGCCAAAGGUUAGCGGUGUGUACAUAGUUGAAAUGUACAUAUAUUAUAUAUCAUCUUGUAUAUAGCUAUCACAUAUUGCCAUGGAGAUAAAAUUAUUUUAGAUAACUUUUUUAAAAGGUAUCAGCUUUCCAGUAUCCUAUUAUAGCUUCAGUUUUUCAAUAUUUUUAACAUGAAAUAGUUGUGCUGUCUGCUGUGUAGCACUUUUCCCAGCUUAAAAAAACUAAACUUUUUACCUUACAUUUUUGUGAUUUACACCCCCUUUUUAAUUUUUACUAUUUUUAUAUUUGUUGCCUUUCCUCUUAUAUUUUUUUUUUUUUCUGUAAUUUUCUCCUAUAUACUAUUUGUUAAAGACUAAAUGUUAUUUGUUUUAUUUUCUUCUUUUCCUGUCCUGUGUGAGUGAACUUCUGUGAAUGUUUUUGACCUCAAAAUAAUUCAUUGAUCUGGUUAAAAUAGCUAAUAGUAAAAAUAAUGUACUGUUGAAUAUUUCCAUGUUAGAGACAAGUUUGAAGCUACUAGGUUUUUAUUGCUUGAGGAGGUUGAUUAAUGGCUUUAAAAUUAUUCACUGGAAGUGAAUUACCUCCCAAGUAGUAAAUUUUUAUAAGAUUCUUAUCUUUGGCCAUGACUGCUAUGCCUGGCAGAAAGGAUUGGUUUUUCAACAAGGAGCAAAUUUGGAGUAGGGGAAAGAGUGGAAGUAGCUUGAAUAGGAAGUGGGCAAGUGGAAAAUCAGUGGUGCAACAGCUUCACUUGAGGCAUGCUGUAGCCAGUACAUUCUUGCAUGAUACUGGCACAUUGAUAGUUUAUGAAAUUCACAGGUCAGAUAAUCAUGUUUUCCUAACAUUGCCAUUAUGAAUACUUGGUAUGUACAGCUUCAUUUGAGGUGCAUUUGUUAGCUUUUUCUUAGAAAUAAUCUCACUGGAUUAACUAUGACCUUUCAUUGGCUCCUUGGAAAACAAUUUUUCCAAUAUGAUAGCCAAUCCUUAAAUUAAUCUGUGAGGGCUAUGAAUAUUAUUUUAAGGUUAAUCUGCGUUGAUCAGUUUUAACUGUGUAUUAAUAAUGUGUGCAUGCCAGCAUAGUCAAUUUGAUUGUUUGCUUUUGGAAAGUCUUGGAACUUGAGUUUCUUAUUGUGACACUCCAUUUGCUGUUUAAUGUUUCACUUCUAUUCCCGAGCAACCAGUAUAUGUAAAAUAAUUUAACCAUUUAAGAUUUGAUUUUAUAAAGAGAAGCUUUAUUACCUUUACUGGAAUAAAUAAAAUAUGUACA
Messenger RNA from Macrobrachium nipponense, 5578 nucleotides. RefSeq names its product kinesin-like protein KIF18A. Bases 163 to 3903 code for a protein of 1246 amino acids. Gene Ontology annotation, biological process: microtubule depolymerization; microtubule-based movement; mitotic sister chromatid segregation. Gene Ontology annotation, cellular component: mitotic spindle astral microtubule; kinesin complex; nucleus. Lineage: Eukaryota; Metazoa; Arthropoda; Malacostraca; Decapoda; Palaemonidae. The transcript is spliced from 17 exons. The record is from RefSeq and is a predicted model, not a curated record. Gene Ontology annotation, molecular function: microtubule binding; ATP hydrolysis activity; plus-end-directed microtubule motor activity.